UUCCUUUGAACUGACAGCAGUACCAGUAGUAAUGGACCUCACAGCAGUAGGGGUGAGAUGUGUUGAGACACUCGAACGCUUUUUCAUAUUGUCCGCUGACGUCAUGCAGUAAUCAAGGCACGUAUGGUGUCCGUAGCCCAGGUACGUCUCGUGGUCCUCGGUCGAGUGUUGUCCUGCGGGGAAGCGGUGGGAAUCGCCGCGGCGACGUUGGCUUCAAUCGCCUUAUGCUUCACCUUCUUGCCUCCAGUGGCGGGGCAGAGAACGCGCAGGGGGUCCAGGUAAAUGAGAAGCAGCAAUAGGCACCGUAUCCCCAUGGUGUGGUUAACUUGUCAGUUUGAGAGUUGCCACAUGUGGUGUGGCAAUUAGAUCAGGAUCAGCUAACGGAACAAUUAGAUCUCAACCGAAAGUGGUGCUAGUCGCCUCCUCCACUCAAGGCGCGGAGGUGGUGUGGGUGUGUGUUUCUGUUCACUCGAAGGGGUGUGUGUUUUAUUCCGACACCUCACAUCAUCAGAGAGAGAGAAGACAAAAGGAGAGGUUUUUGGUUGAAACGGGAGAUGUUUCUGUCGUAUCAUUCAUAAAACCAGUUUACCAGGCCUACACCUUCGCGCGCUCUAUUGGCAUCCUCUUUCGAGUCCGUGCGCGGUGGUGAAUAGCGAUCCACCUCGCGGUCAGUUUGUGACAGAGAUGGGAGAGGUGUGCCAUUUCUUUACCAGGCUGUGACACUGACACAGCGGCCAGGAUGGAUCCAAACACCCGGAAAAUGAUGCUUCUGAUCGGCCUCAACUGCCUCUGGCUCCAAGUGCUUUCAGAGGUGAUAGCUGAUGACAGUUAUUUAAACGAGGUGCAAAACGCAGCCCCUCUCUCCUGUUCGGAGGGUUUUACAGAGCUGGGUUUCUAUAAUGGCUCUGUGUCUCAGACGGACUCUGGCGCCCCCUGCCUGCGGUGGGCAGAGUUUCCAGACUACGUGCUGCAGUACCCUGGCCGAGGCCUUGGGGAGCACAGCUACUGCCGUAACCCUGACAGAGAGUCCAACCCCUGGUGCUUCUUCAGACAGACCUCUGGGGCCAUCGGCUGGGCCUACUGCGACUGCCACCAGGGUGCAGCUCGGCUGGUGGGCGGGACAUCGUCAAGAAGUGGACGUGUGGAGGUGUACCUGAAUGGCCAGUGGGGGGCGGUGUGUGACUCUCAUUGGACAGACAGAGAUGCCAGUGUGAUCUGCAGACAGCUGGGGUUGGGUGAGAUCGGCACUGCUUUGCAGCAGUCCAGGUUCGGCUCGGGCUCCGGCCUCUUCCAUUACGAGCGGCUGAGUUGCCGUGGAGAUGAGAGCUCCGUCAACCAAUGCCAGAGCAGGACAUUUGUUACCGGGGACUGUAGCCAUGGAAAUGAGGCGGGAGUUGUGUGUGCUCCACCAGAAGGCAGUGGUCUUCCUCUACGAUUGGUUGGAGGAGAAGAAUACUUUGAGGGGCGUGUGGAGGUGUUCCACAGUGGUAGGUGGGGCUCUGUCUGCGAUGACCAAUGGGACGACAGAGAUGCAGAAGUGGUCUGUCGACAGCUGGGCUUUGGGGGUGUGGCGAAGGCCUGGUCGUGGGCCCACUUCGGACAGAGCUCAGGUCCCAUCCUAUUGGACGCCGUGAGGUGUACAGGAAAUGAAGUCUUCCUGGACCAGUGUCUUCAUGGAGACUGGGAACAACACAACUGUGACCAUAUGGAAGACGCUGGGGUAUCCUGCAGCCCCUACACAGACGGUGUGGUGCGGUUGGUAGGAGGAGACAGUCCAUGGGAGGGUCGUGUUGAACUGUUCCACUCUGGGGACUGGGGUACGGUGUGUGACGACCACUGGACUCAACAACACACACAGGUGGUCUGUCGACAGCUCGGAUACAGAGGGCAUGCUGAGGUGGUGACUGACAGAACGUUCGGCGGGGGUUCUGGUAUCAUCCUGUUGGACGAUGUGCGUUGUGAGGGGACGGAGUCGUCCCUGCUGGACUGUCGCCAUGGCACCUGGGGCCGUAGCGACUGUUCCCAUGGAGAGGACGUGGGCGUGCGAUGCAGGGCCGGAGCUAAAGAGGAAGAGACCAAUGAGGUGCCGGCUGUUGCACCUGCCACAGGUCCUCUGUUGCGUCUGUUUGGGGGUGGUAGCCAUAACGAAGGUCGUGUGGAAGUCUAUCUCCAUGGAGACUGGGGGAGUAUCUGUGACUCAGGCUGGAACGAUCUGAACGCUGCCGUGGUCUGCAGACAGCUGGGCCACAGUGGUCAUGCGGUAGCAGCAGGUGGGUUCGGUCGGGGGAAGGGUCCUGUCCACCUGGACCAGGUGAGGUGUACCGGGAAGGAGGACUUCCUGGGGGAGUGUCCGUCUCUGGGCCGGGCCCGUGACGGCUGCAGAUGGAGACAGGAUGCAGGGGUGAGCUGUAACCACGCCCCCCGGGCAACAGAGGGCCAGGCCAGGCCAAGUGAGCUCACCUGUGGAGUGAGGAAGAUUGUGGAGGAAGGGAACGAGAGGAAGAGUGGAGGAGAAGGAGAGAAUGUACUCAGGACAUUGUGGCCAUGGCAGGUGUCAGUGUGGUUGGGUUCUGAGGGGAAAGAUGGCCAUCCUAUCUGUAGUGGUACUCUGAUCUCUCCCUGCUGGGCCCUGGCCUCCGCUCACUGCUUCACCAGGUUUGGUAUUGGCCCGUCUCAGUAUGUGGUGCGCUUUGGGGGUUCUGACAGAAUUCUGAUCCCGGAGCGAGUGGUGGUCCAUAGAAAGUUUAGAGCAGAUCAGGGCCCUGGGGGUCAUGACCUGGCCCUGCUGAGGCUGCCCAGCCCCAAGGAUCACUGUUUGACCUUUGACCCCCACACCAACGCCGCCUGCCUCCCCACACCGGAUGCUGCGGGGGGGAAGACCCCCUUGUCCUGCAUUGCCGCGGUUACUGCUGGCUGGGACGGCCCAGACGCUGUGCUCCAGUCCUGGGUACCCCUCCUGACGUCAUGGCAGUGUAAGAAGCGUUAUGGCGAUGGUUUCUCCUCCCACGGCACGCUGUGCGCCGGCAGCCCCCCAGACACACGCCGUCUCCACGGGAACAACGGUUGCCAGGGCAACUGGGGCGGUGGGCUGGUAUGCCAGGGGGAGGGAGGGCGAUGGGUGUUGACCGGGAUCGUCUCCGGGGGUUACGGUUGCAGCGACCCCUCAACCCCGGCGCUCUACACACGGGUCAGCCGGUUCCGGGGCUGGAUCGAGGAAGUCACACAUACACACAGGAGCGGGACAUACACACACACACAAUCAUGACCAGUUGAAACAAACACACUGACGGUCAAUCCAUACACACACACGACCAGCACAGCAAUAUACACACACACACAAUCAGCAUACAGACACUCACAAUAAACACACACACACUCUUGUCUGAUCCAGGACACGCCAUUGGCUCACCGGCUGUGUCAUGUGACUGUCAGAGGAAGAGGAGGAAGGAUAGAUGAUGAUGGAGGAAGAGGAGGACAUGUUGGAAAAGGAGGGAGAGCAAGAGGAAAGAUACAAGAGAAGAAGAAUGAGAAGAGAUCCACCUCUGCCCCCCUGACCAUGUAGAAUUGUGUGUGUGUGCAUGUGUAUUACACUAGCUAUGGGGUGUGUGCAUUCAUGUAUGUGUGUCAUCUGUGUGUGUAUCAUAUGUGUGUCUGGGAGGGGAGGUGCUGUAGUGAUAAUGUGUAGCUAGACGACAUGCUUUUAGGUAGUCAUUUCUCUGACAGUGGGGUUGAGUUUCUUGUGGUGCCCUAUUUGAAGUCUGUCCAGAAUGAUCUGUUAUUCCUUAGUGGUCAUUCUUUUUUAUAUAUAAGCGGUUGUUCAAAAGCUGUUCUCGAAUAUCUAAUAUCACGAUCGUAUUCCUGAAGAUGCUAUCUACCUUGGAUGGGACUGUCACUUCUUUCAAAUGCCAACUGGAGAAGCUCUUCUCUCUCGUUUCAAAUAAACGGGACUUUCUUGGGGGGGGGGGGGGGGGGGCUCAAAACUGGACUCUUUAUUUGGCGGCAGUUAGCCUUGAGGUUUAGGCCAGUAACCUGAGGGUUGUUGGUGUCAGUUCCCAGCUACCAUCUGCCGUUGUGCCCUACAGUAAGACUCUACUGCUCCAGGGACUCUGCGCUGUGACAUACACUGUGCCUCUCAACGGCAUUGUGACAUACACUGUACCUCUCAACGGCAUUGUGACAUACACUGUACCUCUCAACGGCAUUUUGACAUCACAAAAAACUAAAGGAUAUUCUAUGCUACUCUAUUUUUCUCUCUCCUGUCAAAGCCAUGGAAAGCCAGGGGGUGGAUCGUAUUCAUCUUUUUCUACUGAUCUCCCCGAAUGGCUCUAGUUGUUAACGUUGUGUGUAAAUACUUCUGAUUGUUUAUGUGUUGCAUUCAUUAAUGUCUGAUUUCGAUGUCCAAACAGUUAGACUUCCUGUAGCUGAAUAUUCCUCUCGUUUUUCUAUGACCUCAGUAGUAGACGGUGUUGUCAUAUUCAGAGGCAUCAUUUAUCAUAUGCUUGAGGGAGAAGUUGCCCCUAACCCGAGAUCUAGGAUCAGAUUAGCCAACUCCAGAUGAUAUGGCAUCAAACAUAUGGAAACCAUAUGUUUAAUGUAUUUGAUACCAUUCCACUUAUUCCGCUCUAGCCAUUAGCACGAGCCCGUCCUCCCCAAUUAAGGUGCCACCAACAUCCUGUGGGGAGGAUGCAAAAAGAUCUGACCCAGGACCAGUGGUUAGGUGAAACUUCUACCAGCUUAUACAGUAUGGCCCUGAUGUUUUUUUGUUUCUAACUGGCUCAAUCAGGUGUGGAAGCAUCUUGUAUUCCAUAACUGUUUCUCUCAAACAGGAAAUGCUCCUAUUCCCUUCUUUGUUGUUGUUGUUGAUCCUCGAGACUCCCGUCUAUCCAGUAACAUGUGGUUUGUCAUGUAUAAUCAUUACAUUAACCUCCUCCUUGCGACUUCAUGUUUGAGUAAAACGGUUCAGUCAUACUAAGGCCUCUAUUCAAUCCGUAUCGCGGAAGUUCAGCGUAACAACGUGAUUGACAUUUAAAGGCAAUGUUCCCACGUUAGUGGAGACGGCGUUCACGUCAUGUCGUCUCAAUGGGACCUUUGACCUUUACAUUUCUACCGUAAGUCUUCAGCGAUACAGAUUGACUAGAGUCCUAAAUCAAUGUAAAUAUUUCCAUAGCUGGCCACAUUCCACCAAACCCACAUUGCAUACUGUACCCAGUGUGUGUUUAGUCAGGAAGCAGUAGUUUGCAAACACAGACACCGCAUAAACAAAGCUUCUGUGGGUUUGAUUGAAUUCGAGACAGAGUUGACCAUGUCUCUGUUUGAAGCUGUGAAGAGUCUUGACUCAGUAGAAAUGUAAAACCGUCUUACAGACAUCUGUGUGUUCCUCAGACUGGUCUGUCCUGAAACACAGUGAACUAUUGAAGAGUAUUGUGCUGGUCUCUAUUGUCUGGUCUUUAUAACAUCAAAAUAAAUGUCUUUUUUUUGUCUGUUCUUUA
Messenger RNA from Oncorhynchus kisutch (coho salmon), 5489 nucleotides. Its product is annotated as neurotrypsin. Gene Ontology annotation, biological process: proteolysis. The transcript is spliced from 14 exons. Gene Ontology annotation, cellular component: membrane. The coding region runs from base 740 to 3265 and encodes 841 amino acids. The record is from RefSeq and is a predicted model, not a curated record. Gene Ontology annotation, molecular function: serine-type endopeptidase activity. NCBI's taxonomy places the organism in Eukaryota, Metazoa, Chordata, Actinopteri, Salmoniformes, Salmonidae.